GGCGUCCGGACACUGGAAAACAGACCCCUGUCGGAAUGCCGUGUCACGUGACCAUGCCGAUGUCCGCUUGUCAAAGUGUCCCAUUCCGAACCAAGCCCACGCUGCGCCAAACGGUGCUAGCGGUAUUCUCGCCCAAAGUAGCGGGCUUGAUCUUGGCACAAUAGACUCCUCUACCAGACAGACCAACCCCAGUGUGUUUUUGGUUCGCGCACGCCCCCGCUCUAUCAAAGCUCACUUGCCUGCCCAGGACUCUGUUAGGCCACACGAUGUCCGACAUAAAAACUGAUCCCACCAAGUUCCUUGGCUCGAUUAUCGGCAGUACCGUGGUGGUCAAGCUCCAUAACGGCGUCGAAUAUCAAGGCGACUUGCAGAGUAUCGAUGGAUACAUGAACGUGGUUUUACAGUCUGCCAAAGAAAUCGUGGAAGAGAGCCAGACGAAAUCUUACGGGGACGUUUUCAUCAGAGGCAACAACGUGUUGUAUAUUAGUGAGUGCUAGCUCAAGCGUAUAGGAACAAGAAUAAACGAAGAACACAACACAACCAUAGCUGACGCCUGGGACAAGCACAGUAACACAAGACGCUCUAGCUCAAUAUAAGACGCUCCAGCUCCACAACGACCCAAAUCCAAAGGCCUACGGAGAAAGCCGGGCCCGGUCACGUGACGUGUCACGUGACACGGCUCUUCCGGCGCUUUGCGGGCCUACAGCCGCCCCGCCAGCGAAGGCCGCCGCCAGAUCCCAUUCACAGCCGUCGGUCGUGUUGCCGGCUGCACUUUUGAAGUCCUAGGGACCCGGCUCCACUGACUGUAGGAGAGAAUGGAGGGCACGUGACCUGCACGCGGGCCCAGCGAAUGAGAGCCCGUUUCGCGCAAGUUCGAAAAAAGCCCGAGCACCGAAAUCUCAAACUUUUGCCCACCCAG
Metschnikowia bicuspidata var. bicuspidata NRRL YB-4993 is the source of this 919-nucleotide messenger RNA. RefSeq names its product U4/U6-U5 snRNP complex subunit (gene LSM6). Lineage: Eukaryota; Fungi; Ascomycota; Pichiomycetes; Serinales; Metschnikowiaceae. The transcript is spliced from 2 exons. The record is from RefSeq and is a predicted model, not a curated record. Gene Ontology annotation, cellular component: sno(s)RNA-containing ribonucleoprotein complex; nucleolus; P-body. Gene Ontology annotation, biological process: maturation of SSU-rRNA; mRNA splicing, via spliceosome. The coding region runs from base 267 to 497 and encodes 76 amino acids. Gene Ontology annotation, molecular function: RNA binding.